AUGGAAAAAAUAAUGGUGAAAAGUGCAACCAAGGUUGCUUUCAUCUUCUUGGUUACUUUAGCCAUUACCAUUCCAUGCCUUGAGGCUGGCAUUGGUGAGUUUGAUGAUUAUCUCAAAGUUCAAUCCGAGGAAGCCCGACAACGUGCUCUUGAGUCCUACGUCCCAGACCCUGAAGCUGUUACUCAAGAACUUAAUUUUCAUGUUCAUUUGUACGCAGCAAACAGCACACUUAGGAGGGAACUAAGGCAGAAACCUAAAAAUAACAAAGUAUGUGAGGCCACCAACCCCAUUGACACUUGCUGGAGGUGCGACAAAGAUUGGGCCAGUAAUCGUUUUAAGUUAGCUGAAUGCGGCAAAGGGUUCGGAAGAAGGGCCACUGGUGGGCUUGGUGGGCCCAUCUACGUUGUCACUGAUGAAUCCGAUGAUGACAUGGAGAACCCACGACCUGGGACUCUCCGUUAUGGUGUUGUCCUAAAGGGCCCAGUGUGGAUCAUAUUCCAACGUAGCAUGGUCAUUACGUUGAAGCAAGAAUUGAUGGUUUCCUCGGACAAGACCAUUGAUGGUCGUGGGGCCAAUGUUCAAAUUAGAGAUGGCGCUGGCAUCACUUUGCAAUUUGUUAGUAAUGUCAUCAUCCAUGGUAUUCGCAUUAAGAACAUCUUAUCUAAAGAAGGUGGCAUGAUUAAGGACUCUUAUAACCAUAUUGGUCUAAGAACUAGAAGUGAUGGUGAUGCCAUCUCCAUUUUUACGGCUUCCAACCUUUGGAUCGAUCAUGUUUCCCUCUCUAACUGUGCUGAUGGUCUUAUCGAUGUUAUCCAGGGUUCCACUGCCAUCACCAUCUCAAAUUGCCAUAUGACCAAACAUAACGAUGUGAUGCUUUUUGGAGCUAAUGAUCAACACAGUGAAGAUAAGAUCAUGCAGAUAACAGUGGCAUUCAACCACUUUGGCCAGGGAUUGAUUCAGAGGAUGCCUAGAUGCAGAUUUGGUUUUGUGCAUGUUUUGAACAAUGAUUACACUCACUGGAUGAUGUAUGCAAUUGGUGGUAGCUCAGGACCUACCAUUCUGAGCCAAGGCAAUCGCUUCAUUGCUCCUAACAAUGAUGCUGCCAAAGAGAUCACACAUAGAGACUAUGCAUCACCAGAAGUGUGGAAGAAUUGGCAGUGGCAAUCAGAAAUGGACUUGUUCAUGAAUGGUGCCAAGUUCACUACUUCAGGAGCACCCAUUAAGAUUUCAUACAACAAAGGUCUCAUCAUGAAACCAAGAGAUGGUGCUCAUGUCAGCAGGCUAACAAGACAUGCUGGUGCCCUCAGUUGUGUUGUUGGCAGGCCUUGUUAG
Messenger RNA from Abrus precatorius (Indian licorice), 1332 nucleotides. RefSeq names its product pectate lyase-like. The transcript has 3 exons. The record is from RefSeq and is a predicted model, not a curated record. Lineage: Eukaryota; Viridiplantae; Streptophyta; Magnoliopsida; Fabales; Fabaceae. Gene Ontology annotation, molecular function: pectate lyase activity. Bases 1 to 1332 code for a protein of 443 amino acids.